Molecule: messenger RNA, 2124 nt
Organism: Vanderwaltozyma polyspora DSM 70294
Lineage: Eukaryota; Fungi; Ascomycota; Saccharomycetes; Saccharomycetales; Saccharomycetaceae
Gene: APL1
Product: Apl1p
Exons: 1
Coding region: 1-2124 (707 amino acids)
Biological process (GO): vesicle-mediated transport; intracellular protein transport
Cellular component (GO): membrane coat
Molecular function (GO): clathrin binding
Source: RefSeq, a predicted model, not a curated record
AUGUCAGAUCAAAGGAUCUUUACAAGGUACAGGGCUGAUGAAAUCAAAGCAGAGUUUCAAAAUGUUGAAGUCAAAAAAUUCAAAUCAAAUGCCAUGAAAAGGAAGAAUGCUUUAAGAAAAAUUAUAGCAAACUUAACAAUGGGCAAUUUAAAUGAGAUGUCUUAUUUAUUUCCCGAAAUUAUAAAUUAUUGGAAAAUUGAAGAUGAUAUAGAGGUAAGAAGAAUUUGUCAUGAAUAUAUUAGAAAACUAGGACCUUCCAAGCCUAAAAAUGCAAAUGAUGCUUUGCCUUAUAUUUUGAAAGAUUUAGAUAAUAGAAAUCCUGCUUUACAAAUAAUGGCAAUUAAAACUCUUCUUAUGGUCCCAUCUCCAGAUUAUGUAGAUGAAGCUUUUAGAUUUGUCUCUGGAAUAAUAAAUCGUCGUUCUUCUUCCAGUGAUGUUUUAAAAACUUCUAUUUUUGCAUUAACACAAUUGGACGACAUAAAUCAUGACAGAGCAUUACCUUUGUUAGAUAGUCUAAGAGAUAUAAUAAGUGGAGAUCACCAGAUCAAUUCUGUUAAAGUUGCUGCCUUGAAUACUUUAUAUACAAUUCAUGAGAAAAAUUUGUCACUUCCGAACCUUAAUCUGACUGUUGAUGCAUCUUAUGAUUUGUUAACUAUUUUGCCAAAAUUAAAUGAGUGGGAUAAGGCUCUACUUUUGGAAUCAUUAAUUUGUGUAUGUGUGCCGCAAACUCACAAUGAUGCCUAUGAUCUGAUAGACAUGGUAGAACCACAACUACAACAUGUCAAUACUUAUGUCGCCCUAAAUGCAUUGAAAUUUAUUAUCUAUAUUACCAAUUAUGUUGAUCAUAUUUCUGAUAAUUUAUCAAAAAAGUUAUCUUCUUCCAUUAUUGCCUUAUUGAACAAACCUCCUGAAUUACAAUUUUUAGUUUUGAGAAAUGUCAUUUUAUUACUAUUAAGCAGAGAAUCCCUUAUUUUAAAUUUGGAUGUUUCAUACUUUUUUGUUGAAUACAAUGAUCCGAUUUAUAUAAAAGAUACAAAGUUAGAAUGCUUAUACUUAUUAGCAAAUAAGGACAAUUUACAUAAUAUUUUAGAAGAGUUGGAGCAGUAUGCAACAGAUAUUGACAUUCAAAUGUCAAGAAAAGCUAUAAGAGCAAUCGGGAAUUUAGCAGUAAAAUUGGAUGAAAAUUCAGCCGAUGAGUGUGUUAAUACCUUGUUAAACUUACUAGAAUUUGGUGUAGAUUAUGUUGUGGAAGAAAUAAUAUCUGUAUUCAGGAAUAUUUUAAGAAAAUAUCAAGAUCAGUAUAAAUCUCAGAUAAGUACGUUGGUAUCCUACACUGAUUCCAUUCAUGAGUCCGAUUCUAAAAAUGCUAUGAUCUGGAUUAUUACCAAUUAUGCUGAUAUAUUACCUGAAUAUUUAGAAUAUUUCAGAGUAUUUUCUUCUCAUAUUUUGGAAGAAACACUAGAAGUUCAAUUUUCAAUUUUGAAUUCCUCAGUUAAAUUUUUUGCUAGAAAUAUAUCAAAAGAGACAGAAGCUCUUUGUAUUGAAAUAUUGAAGUGUUGCACAGAAGAAAUUGAUAAUCCUGAUUUAAGAGAUAGAGCGUUCAUGUACUGGAGAUUAUUAUCAUUAUUACAGUCUCCAAAAAGUGAAAUUAAUGUUGAAGUAAUUAAAGAUAUUGUCGAUGGGGAAUUGCCAUUGAUCGAAUUAAAUACAAAAUUAGAUCCUGCGAUAUUAGAAGAAUUAGAAUUAAAUAUUGGCUCUAUUGCUUCAAUAUACCUAAAACCCGUUUCUCAAAUAUUCAAGCAAAUAAAAACUAAACAAUUACCCUCAAGUUCUGUUCUUAAUCAGAAUAGGGAUUCAAUCAAUAUUGUAAGUAAUGAAAAUUUAAUUCAUGAGCAAAAACGGUCACAGACAGAUAGAUUUUCCGAUAUAAAUCAUUAUUCAGAAGGAAGAAGCAUACCAAGUAAGCCUUCAAGAAGAAAUACAAUAAUGGAUGAUUAUGAUAAACCUGCUGAAACUGUAAACCAGUUAAAAGGUAAGAUGAGAUCAUCAAACUCAAGCUCAUCACUUUUAUCUCGUAAGCCAACAAAAUUAAUGAGAAAACUAACAAUAAAGAAACCAUUUUAA